Molecule: messenger RNA, 983 nt
Organism: Nylanderia fulva
Lineage: Eukaryota; Metazoa; Arthropoda; Insecta; Hymenoptera; Formicidae
Source: RefSeq, a predicted model, not a curated record
AUUAAGUAUUAAAAAUAUAGUUUUAUUUUCAAAUGUAAAAAAAUAUCAUGAAAAUGAUAAAGAUACAAUUUAUAACUCGACAUAUAAUAUUGGUAAAGACAUAAUUCAUGUUUCUUUUAUGGAUGAGUUAUUACCAGGAAUUUACACUUUAAAUAUAAAAUAUUAUGGUAAUACUGAUGAAUCCUUUAGAAUAUUUGACAUGAAAGGAAAAAUUGCUUUGAUAGGUGCUACUCAGUUUCAUAUAAUCUGCACCCGACGAUUGUCUUCAUGUUGGAAUGAACAGAAUUUAUUGUUAGAAGCAACCUUUAAUAUAUCUAUAGGAUGUAAUCAAUGUACGGCUUUGUCAAAUAUACCAUUGCGACAAACGGAAGAAAAUAAGUUUAAAAUGUUAUGGACACACUUCGCUAUCACAUCUGCAAUGUCGCCUUAUCUUGCAACAAUGAUUGUGUCUAAUUACCUAUUACUUAUUGAUAAAGACACUCAAAACAUUGAAAUGUGGUGCAGAAACGAAUCUGGAUUUCACAUAGAAUUUGCAGAAAAUGUAGCUGAAAAUAUCACGUUGCUGUUCAAAAAUGAAUGGAAACAAUGUUCGAACAAUAUUUCGAAGGUAACACAUGUUGCAAUUCCAAAUUUCCAUGACAAUGGCAUAAUAGUUUUCGGACUUGUUUUUUAUAAAGAAGCAGAUAUCAUCUACAAUGAAAAUUUAUAUCCUAUUGCUCACAAAAUCGAAGUAGCUCAAUUAGUAGGACGUAAAGUGACACAGGAAUGGUUUAAUAACAUGUUGAACGAUCCAUUAUUGUCGGAUUUUUGGUUUAAAAAAGGUCUUAUUUUAUUGCUUGCAACGUAUGCUGUCAAUAAGGUACGUAAUUUUAAAUAUUAUCAACUCUAUCUCGCUCCCACCUUCUUGUAAACGAUAUAAUACUUAAACAUUUAGAUUGCAAGGUUUUCUUAAAUCAAACCCUUUUUACAAAAUCUAUAUGCAU